Astrephomene gubernaculifera is the source of this 1160-nucleotide messenger RNA. Lineage: Eukaryota; Viridiplantae; Chlorophyta; Chlorophyceae; Chlamydomonadales; Astrephomenaceae. The record is from the annotation of a GenBank genome assembly.
GUUGGUUUGGCGCAAAGAAUCACCUGGCAACGAACGUCUCCUUUUUAUCUGUAUUGUGCAUCGCCUGACUGCCCAACUUCUUGAACCUCGACUGUGCACAUGAUCAACGCUAACUGCUUACGAUAGCUGCAAGGCCACCAUCAAUAGUACUAUUGAAAACAAAUACCAUGAAGAACAUCCUAGGACUAGUACAAGGGGCUACCAGCCGCAUUGAUCUCGAAUUUAAAACUGAUCGGGGGCAGCCCUAUAAGAAGACGGUGCCUGUUAAGACCAAGAAUGGCGAAACGGAGGACCUGCCUUUGUACACUAACAAGGACGACAUUCUUGGGGAGAUCCGCGUGACACCGCUCACAACGAAGAAGUUUGAGCACCAGGGCAUUCGGGUGCAGCUCAUAGGACAGAUUGAGCUCCUCUCGGAGCGCGGGCAGCCCCAUGACUUCGUCAGCCUCUCGCGGGAGCUGUCGCCCAGCGGCGACCUGACGACUUCAAAAACCUACCCGUUUGAAUUCCGAAAUGUGGAGUUGCAGUACGACUCGUACCGGGGGCAGCAAGUACGAUGCAGGUACUUCCUGCGUGUCACUGUGCUGGGGUCGCGCAUGUCGCCCGACUCCAAGCGCGACUUCCCGCUGUGGGUGCGCAACUACGAGAAGCUGCACGAGGCCACCGCACCCAUCAAGAUGGAGGUGGGUAUCGAGGACUGCCUGCACAUCGAGUUCGAGUACGACAAAGCCAAGUACCACUUGCGGGACGUUGUGGUUGGCAAGAUCUACUUCCUGCUGGUGCGCAUCAAGCUCAAGUACAUGGAGAUCGAGAUACGGCGCAAGGAGACCACGGGGUCGGGCACCACGGCACACAACGAGAACGACACCAUUGCAAAGUAUGAGAUCAUGGACGGGGCGCCCGUGCGUGCGGAGAGCAUCCCCAUCCGGCUCUACCUCGCUCCCUUCGACCUGUCCCCCACCUACCGAGAAGUGCACAACAAGUUCAGCGUGCGCUACUUCCUGAACCUGGUGCUGGUGGACGAGGAGGACCGGCGCUACUUCAAGCAGCAGGAGAUCACGCUGUACCGCAGGGAGGAGGGGGCGGCGGGGGGCGCCAGCACACCACCUGCCGCACCUGCAGCCGCCACUGCCGCCGCCGCCUCGCCGUGAGGAUGGGAG